UAUUUAUUAAUCGAUAAAAAGUUUUCCAAGAUUCCGCGGGAGGCUUUUGACGUCCAUUAGUAUGACAUGCCAUAUAUAUAUAGUUGAAGAGGGCAGGCCAGAUCACAUUGUGGAAGCGAGUCAUCACUUGUCAAAAACCUUAGCCCGACGUUCAGUAUUUACGUUUUGCUCUUCGUCCAUAUCUUCCACUAUACAUAUCUUCUUCUGGGUUCUUAAUUUUUUUAAAGUUCCGAAGCCUGAAUCUUUUCUCCAUUCUCAUGAUCAUCAACGUAAAUUCUUCUUGACUUUUAUAUAUAGCAUCUUGUAAAUUCACAUUCUUCAGGUUUGGCAGUUGCUGGAUCUUUGGGUACCAUUCUCAAAGCUGUUUUCUCGGAAAUAGUCAUCCAAGCUUUUUGAAUAUUUUUAAGGAAGUUUGUGACCGGAUAUUUUAAGGGGUCGUUAGAAUUGGAGAAAAUGGAGCAGAAGCACUUGUUGUUUUCGGCUUUGAGCGUUGGGGUGGGACUUGGGGUGGGGCUGGGCUUGAGUUCUGGACAGAGAGUGAGCAAAUGGGUAGGCGGGAAUGGGUCGCCGGACGAGAUUUCAGCGGGGCAGAUUGAGCAAGAGCUUCUGAGGCAGAUGGUGGAUGGAAAAGAUAGCGAAGUCACAUUUGAUGACUUUCCUUAUUACCUAAGCGAGAGAACUCAGGUGUUAUUGACAAGUGCUGCAUAUGUUCAUUUGAACCACACAGACCUUUCCAAGCAUACCCGGAACCUUUCACCUGCAAGCAGGGCUAUUUUGCUCUCAGGAGCUGCCGAACUCUACCAGCAAAUGCUCGCUAAGGCUUUAGCACAUUACUUUAAGUCAAAGUUGCUGCUGCUUGAUGUCAAUGACUUUUCUCUGAAGAUGCAGAGCAAAUAUGGUUGUGCUAAAAAAGAAUCUUCGCUCGAGAGGUCCAUUUCAGAAGUAACAUUGGAGCGAAUGUCCAGUUUGUUUGGUUCCUUUUCAAUCCUUCCUUCAAAGGGGGAAACUAAAGGUACAUUGUAUCAGCAAAGCAGUGCUAUGGAUAUGAAAUCAAGAGAUGUUGAAGGGUCUUCUAAUCCUUCAAAACAUAGGAGGAAUUCCUCUGCUAUGUCGGAUAUUAGUAGCAUCAGUUCUCAGUGUGCUACAACAAAUCCAGCUCCACUCAAGCACAUGAGCAGCUGGUGCUUUGAUGAGAAGCUUUUCCUAGAGUCACUUUACAAGGUGUUGGUCUCAAUAUCAGAAACUGGUUCCGUUAUUUUAUACCUCAGGGACAUUGAACAGCUUCUCCUCCAAUCACAAAGAUUAUACAAUUUGUUCAACAAAAUGUUAAAGAAACUCUCGGGUUCUGUGCUGAUACUUGGUUCCCGAAUGUUGGACCCAAAAGAUGAUUGCAGCGGAGUGGAUGAGAGGCUCUCAUUUUUAUUCCCAUACAAUAUUGAGAUCACACCCCCUGAAGAUGAGACUCAUCUUGUCAGCUGGAAAACCCAACUGGAACAUGACAUGAGGAUGAUCCAGUUUCAAGAUAACAAAAACCACAUUGCUCAGGUCCUGGCAGCAAAUGAUCUUGAAUGUGAUGAUUUGGGUUCAAUCUGCCAUGCUGACACAAUGGUUCUCGGUAGCUACAUAGAAGAAAUUGUGGUAUCAGCAAUAUCUUAUCAUUUGAUGAAUAACAAAGAUCCAGAUUAUCGAAAUGGAAAGCUUGUUAUAUCAUCUAAAAGCUUGUCCCAUGGACUGAGUAUAUUCCAGGAAGGCAAAAGUGGUGGGAAAGAUACUCUCAAAGUUGAGAAUAAUGUUGAAUCUUCAGAGGAAACUGAAGUGGAACAGGGAGUUAGCCCAAAGAUUGACUCAAAGUCUGAAAUUCCUACGCCUGAGAAUGAAAGUGAGACGGAGAAAUCUGUCCCUGUGAUGAAGAAAGAUGGAGAGAAUUCACCACCUUCAAAGCAUGAAGUUCCUCCUGACAAUGAGUUUGAGAAGCGUAUAAGGCAAGAGGUUAUCCCUGCCAAUGAGAUUGGAGUGACGUUUGCAGAUAUCGGUGCCUUAGAUGAGAUCAAAGAAUCACUUCAGGAGUUGGUCAUGCUCCCUCUUCGAAGACCAGACCUUUUCAAAGGAGGCCUUCUCAAACCUUGCAGAGGUAUAUUGCUUUUUGGGCCUCCUGGUACUGGGAAAACAAUGCUGGCAAAAGCUAUUGCUAAUGAAGCGGGAGCAAGUUUCAUCAAUGUCUCAAUGUCAACUAUCACUUCAAAAUGGUUUGGGGAGGAUGAAAAGAAUGUUCGAGCUCUGUUCACACUUGCAGCAAAGGUAUCCCCUACAAUUGUUUUCAUAGAUGAGGUAGAUAGCAUGCUUGGGCAGCGGAGUAGAUCUGGAGAGCAUGAGGCCAUGCGUAAGAUUAAGAAUGAGUUCAUGAUGCACUGGGAUGGGCUGUUGACAAAACCUGGUGAACGGAUCCUUGUUCUUGCUGCGACCAACAGGCCGUUUGACCUUGAUGAAGCAAUUAUUAGGCGGUUUGAGCGAAGAAUUAUGGUUGGUCUUCCAACCACUGAGAGCAGGGAAAUGAUCCUGCGAACUCUUCUGGCAAAAGAGAAGGUUGAAAAUCUAGACUUUAAGGAGUUGGCAGCCAUGACAGAAGGAUACAGUGGAAGUGAUCUAAAGAAUUUGUGCGUAACAGCAGCCUAUCGACCUGUUAGAGAGUUGAUACAACAGGAGAGAUUGAAGGAUAUGAAGCAUAAAGAUGCAGAAGGCAAGACCUCAGAAGGUACUUCAGAGACAAAAGAAGAAGAUGAAGAGGACCAUAUAAUUACCUUGAGGCCUUUGAACAUGGAAGAUAUGAGGCAGGCAAAGAAUCAGGUUGCUGCAAGUUUUGCUUCAGAGGGAUCCAUUAUGAGUGAGCUGAAGCAGUGGAACGACCUGAAUGGGGAAGGAGGUUCCAGGAAGAAGCAACAACUUACUUACUUUCUAUAGAUUUUGGAAAGCAGGUGCCCAUAUGCUCAUCAGCGCCAUUCUUGGUGAAAGGAUGUACAAGUUAGGGGAAAGCUGGAAAGCCCUUCGACUGAAGUUCAAUAUUGCAUUGAACACAAGCUCUAAAUUCCCAAGAAAGAUAUGCUGAACAUUCCAUGAAAGUUUAUUUCAAGGUGCAAUGUCAUAUUAUUUGUACAUCAAGUUUAAGAGAGGAUUCUAGGCAUCUGUUAGGUCAUUCUAUAGAAGUAUUUGGCACCGGUCUUUGGGAUUUGAAUCAUAUUCUGUGAAUGUUUGGUAUUUGGAAAUUCAUAUAGAUUCAGGGGAAGUGAGAAGAACUUGUAUUGA
Molecule: messenger RNA, 3300 nt
Organism: Juglans regia (Persian walnut)
Lineage: Eukaryota; Viridiplantae; Streptophyta; Magnoliopsida; Fagales; Juglandaceae
Exons: 16
Coding region: 454-2958 (834 amino acids)
Cellular component (GO): mitochondrial outer membrane
Molecular function (GO): ATP binding; ATP hydrolysis activity
Source: RefSeq, a predicted model, not a curated record